Molecule: messenger RNA, 1420 nt
Organism: Macrobrachium nipponense
Lineage: Eukaryota; Metazoa; Arthropoda; Malacostraca; Decapoda; Palaemonidae
Product: putative nucleotidyltransferase MAB21L1
Exons: 1
Coding region: 294-1418 (374 amino acids)
Source: RefSeq, a predicted model, not a curated record
UAGCCAGUAGAUCCCAAGGAUAGGGAACAGACGAAGUCGUAGUUUAGAGGAGCCAACUUAUCAGUGAACUAAAUGGAUAUUAUAUAGUAAUUACUCACGGAGAUUUAAGCCCCAAAUCAAGUUUUCGAUCCUAACUGUGUACGAGGGAGUUGUAAGCAGCGCCUCGUGAAGCCUAGAGGGAUAAGUUACAUGCCGCUGUGCUGUUCGGCGGACUUGUAAACCGCUCAACACGAGAAUAUUGUGUUUGUGUGCGAGUGUAAAUCGCAAGACUAAGAGUUUCUCAAACAAACACCAUGUUGGUGCCUAGUGACGGGGUGGCAGGCGCUUCGGGGAAACUUGUGGCCGCCCUCGAACAAUACUACAAUGAACAGGUCGCUAAAAGACGUAUUAUCGUCGCCAAAAGGGUGGAAGAGGUGGUCCAGGUGGCCCACGAUUUAAUGAAACACGUCGAGGCUCAGGAACCGCGCUGUCUGUCGACGCUCACCCAGGCUGGCGGCCGUUGGGAAGGGCUACACAUCAUGUCCCCAAAUGAAUACCAGGUCACCAUCUACCUCAAUCAAAUGGGCGAAUUCAACCUGGUCGACGACGGGACGGUGCCAGGCAGUGCCGUCCUCAAACUCAGUGACGGUCGAAAGCGUUCGAUGUCGUUAUGGGUCGAAUUCAUCACAGCUUCGGGUUACCUGUCUUCCCGCAAGAUGCGCGCCCGUUUCCAGACCCUGGUGGCCCAGGCGGUAGAGAAGUCGCAAUAUCGUGAUCAGCUGCGAAUGGUCGGGGGAACUUCCGAAGUUCGGGUCAGGAUAAGGGACACGUAUACCCUCGAUCUGGUCUUGGCUUUCAAAUGCUAUGGAAUCUGGCCGAGGUCGGCUGCCCACUGGCCCGAAUUAUCCCUGCCGUGGCCUGGGGUAGAACUCGCGGCUGAGGUCAAGAUGUCUGGUUUCACUCUCGUUUCCCGAGACUGCUCUCAUCUCGCGAGAGAAAAGGAGAAGGAGAAGCAGGAGGCAGCCAUCACGGCCGAAGGAGACACCUGGGUCAUGGUCUUUAGCGAGGCCGAGGACAGACUCCUGACCCAGGGAUGCAGAAAGAAGUGCCUCUCCAUCCUGAAAACGCUGAGAGAUCGACAUUUAGAACUGGCAGGGAACCCAGUCAGCUCCUACGUUUUAAAAACAUUGGUCUUGUAUGAGUGUGAAAAACAUCCACACGAAUGGGAGUGGGACACUAUUAGCCUCGGGGAUCGCAUUAAUGGCAUCCUUCUCCAACUCAUUUCCUGCCUUCUGUGUCGUCGGUGCCCUCACUAUUUCCUCCCUCAGGUGGACCUCUUCCGUGGCACUCCCCGUCAGGCUCUAACUCAGGGGGCAUCCCAAACCUGGCGUUUAACCAGAGAUCUCCUAACAAGAACAGAGUAUCUACAACAGUGUUAAUA